ACCGUCAGGUUUAUGAUUACUUUCGUUCAACGUUGGGUAAUAAAUACGAAUAUCUUAGCAAAAUAGAGGAACCAACUUUUUCAGCUGAAGUAGAAGAAUUUUUAAACCAUUAUGCUGAAAAUAAGAAUGCGCCAUCAAUUCGUAUUACUGAUGAUCGAGCUACUGUAGCCAGUAAUCUUUUUCAAUUAUUACAAUUUUGCAGAUUUAAAUUGCAACAAAACGGGCCAUUGCAAAGUUAUAAAAAGGGAUAUAAGAUGGAUGAGAGUACGUGGGCCAAACUUACUGUAGACAGUCUUAUUGAAGUUAUUUCGAAUGAUAUUCAUGAAAAGAUUUCGGGUGAUAACGUCGAUCAAGCGACAAAGAAUUGCAAAACGGCAACAAUCGAUCAGAAAAUUACAAAAAAAACUACUUCUAAAUUAAAAUAUAAGUCCUAUGGAAAACGUCCUGAUUCAAGAGUUUGUUGGAGCGAUGAAGAAACAUCCGUCACACUUGCUUAUUGUGUAGUUGCCGGCCCACCUUUUAACAUGAUCGAUGAAUUCAAGUGGGAAUCAGAUCGACAUAAACUUAUUAAAAUGGGAAAAAAUUGUACAAGAAAUAUGAUAAAGGAUUUCAAACAAGCUCACAACAAGUAUUUAUCCAAGGACAUAAUCAUUCAAAUUCGAAGUCAACCAAGAAUCUUAUUCUUAGUCUAUGAGAUUUCCAAUAAUAGAAAGUUGCAAGUUACUUAUGGAGGCAUAAAGCAAGAAGAUUUUCUACCGAUAAUCAAGUCACCCUCAAAAGAUGAAUGCAAACUUGACUAUAUUUUUGAUUUCUAUGUACUAAAUAAUAUUACUACGUGGAAAGAAUUGUCGGAAACAAAAGUAUUGGAUAAAAAAAGUAAGAGUGCUACUGAAACUUUAAUUAG
Cetraspora pellucida is the source of this 904-nucleotide messenger RNA. Lineage: Eukaryota; Fungi; Glomeromycota; Glomeromycetes; Diversisporales; Gigasporaceae. The record is from the annotation of a GenBank genome assembly.